AUGACAGGUACACGAAGUUUAGAUAGAGGUGGAGUUGUAGCCAUAGGCGUCGGACAUCCUUUUGAAGCAUCCAUUCCAGAUUUGCAGAAGCGAGUCCGCAAUGUACUUCGCCGUGAUAGAAGUAUGCCAUUGGACAAGGGGAGUACCUCGACUCCCGAAGAGAAGGACUGCCGUGGGGAUGAGGUGGUGGAGGUAGAGAAGGAGUUGGAGAUGAAGUGGAAUUCGGAGUUGUAG
This is a messenger RNA of Dovyalis caffra, 234 nucleotides long. The record is from the annotation of a GenBank genome assembly. NCBI's taxonomy places the organism in Eukaryota, Viridiplantae, Streptophyta, Magnoliopsida, Malpighiales, Salicaceae.